GGCAUUUUUUCCACAAUCAAUAUAUAAGUCAUUGACCGGCAGGGUGCUGGAUUUUUGAUAGUUAUUGUUAUCAGUGAUGAUUAAACAAAUUUUAGUCUUUUGACAAACCAUCCUGGAUUUCUACAGGAGACUUGCUUAAUUUAUUCAUACUAUCGAUUGCUCAAUGCUGAUGAACAGCAAAUCAGUGCUCCUGAUUUUAAUUCUCAUCAAUGUUUCAUGAAACAUUUUAACCUCUUGAAGUGUUUGGAAGUUUUUUUUUUUAAAUUUAAAUUCAGUGUCGUUUGAAAAACGGAAAUUACGGUUAAUAAUUAACACUUAUUAAUUAAUAUUUGGUACUUAAUUAUUUAAUUGAAAAAAAUAAUUAUAAUUAUUUUAGUUUUUCAGUAGUUUAAAUUUUUUUUUAAAAUUUCUUUGUUUCGUGCGUAACGCGUGAUUUUUAAGUUUCGUGAAGUUUGUUUGGUAUUUAGAAAUUUUUCAUUUUUAAAUCGUGAAAUAUGUCAAUUCAACCAAAAUCAUUUUUACCACAAAUCAUUGAAGUCGAUGAGCCUCCUGUGAGGCAGUCAAAUUUUCCAGUAGCAUUUUUUUCUCCGAUUACAAAUAUUGUGCGUGCUUUGAAUAAUUCUACAUUGUCAUCGGAUGAUUCUCCAAAAAGUCAACAGAAACGUCAUGGAAAGAGUGCGGAAAAAUUGAAGGAAUUGGUGAAGAAGAAAUACACAGACGCAAAGGAGUUAUCGAGCAGCAAAGACUUAUUCAAAAAUGCUUUCAAAAUUAAAAAUUCUCCACUUGCUGAAAGCCCACUAAAAUCUAGUGUGAAAUCACGCCGUCUUUUGGGAAUGGCGUCACGUCCUCGUCGUUUAUCGACUAGUCCGGAAACUGAGUUACCAACAUUGGAUAAAGAAAAUGGUAGCGCCAUCUCGAGUCUUUUAAAUGACAACUCAAGUCCUCAGAAGCUAAGCGGAAAUAAACUGGCGAAAUCACGUUGCCCACUUGAGGAUUGCGAUCCAAAUAGUCAGGACAGUGGUUAUGGAUGUACCGAACGAGAUGAAAAAUCAAGCGAUGGAUUUCAAUUUGUCGAACCAUUGGGCGUUGCACCACGUCGUAUGUCAAUUGAAUGCCGUAGUCCAAUGCAAUCACCAUUGCGUUCAUCACCAAAUAGAAAACGUGUCUCAAGGCCAUCGCUAUUUAGAAGUCUCUCAUCAGGCUACGAGAGUACCGACGAUGGAUUCAACGAUCUCAUUGAUAUUGAGGCACUCGACGAUGCCACACAAUUGCCAAAUAAUAUUUCGAAUCUCCUCUCGGGACAUAUUGUCGUUGCCGAAAGAUCCAUGGAUACAAGUCAAUCGACAACACCCGAAUUUCCCCGUACUAAAUCAUCAAAAUCAUUACGACGAUCACUCUCAUUUCAAAAUGAGAGGCACGAAAAAAAUUCAACACCAACAUUCUCCAAGGUACGUUCCUGUUUAUUUCGUUCACCAAACGCAAGUUCAUCAGCAUCGAAACUCUCCUUUGAAGAAUCACGUCGUGAUUGUUUCUCAUCGCCUGAAUCGCCAAAUAUUCUUGAACCAAGAUCAUUUAAGAGACCACAACCACCAAUUGAUACGAGUCCAGUGUUAAUUAAACGUUCUCGUAAAUCAACAAGUUAUCAAGAUUUAGCCGAUUCACCAAUUUCGAAACCAUGUCUACAGAGGAGUUUCUCCGAAACUGAAGCACACAUUAAAUCGGCAAUUCAUCGCAGUAUCAAUGAUGCCGAUCUCACUGGUGAUUUUAGUAAAUCAUGCAUUCUACCACUCGCCACUGGUAAUCACGAGGAUCUUAAAUCAAUAACCUGUCAAACUUUAGUCGAUCUAAUGAAUGGCGAAUUUAAUUCAACAAUUAAUGAUUUUAAAAUUGUCGAUUGUCGCUAUCCUUAUGAAUAUGAAGCCGGUCAUAUUGAAGGAUCAUUAAAUUUAUAUACACGUGAACUUAUUGAACAAUUUCUUCUUGAGCCAUUGAAACAUAAACCCGAAAUUCAACCCGAUUCGAAUAAACGCAAUAUUCUUGUGUUUCAUUGUGAAUUUUCAUGGGAACGUGGACCAAAUCUUUCUCGUUAUUUGAGAAAUCUUGAUCGUCAACGUAAUAAGGAACACUAUCCUGCACUACAUUAUCCUGAACUUUAUCUUCUUCAUGGUGGUUAUGAGAAAUUUUAUCGUGAACGUCAAAAUCUUUGUACACCACAAGGUUAUCGUACAAUGAGAGAUCCAAAUCAUGAAGCUGAUCUUCGUCAAUUUCGCAGCAAGAGCAAAAGUUGGCAAGGUGAAAAAUCAAGAAUCAAUGGAUCAACAGCCAGGGCUAAUUUAAAACGUCUUGGUUUGUGAAUCAAUCAAUCAAUUUUUUUUUCUCUACUUGAGAUAAAUUAUAAAAUCUUAAUUGUGAAACUGGAGAAAAUCAUGUAUUUUGUAGCUUUAUAAUGAAACUUUAAAAUAUCCCGGUUUUAACAAACUCGAGUUUCACAAUACACACACAUAUAUACAUACAUAUAUAUAUAUAUUUAUAUUUGUAAAAAAAAAAAAAAUUAUCACUGCCACGCGGAUCAAUGUUUAAAGUUCCAAGCUUCAAUAAGAGAGAAUUUCGGAUUCCUCUCCAAGGGAAGAGUCCUCCGCGUUGUUUUGUUUUUGUAAAUAGUCACCGACUUGAGGCGCAUGAUUUUCAAAAAUUUACCAAAAAAUUUUUUUUUUCAGUAUUCUUUUAGGCGAAAUAAAAAUGUAAAUUGUUUUCUUUUCGAAAUUUUCUGCCUAAAUGAAUUUUUUUCAAUAGUGAAAUUUUUGAAAAAAAAAAAAAAAUUCAUGCGUCUCAAAUUCAAAUUAUGAUUUAGUUUUAAAACAAUGUUCUAGUACAAGGAAAUGUAAAAGCGCUUAUUAUCUUAUUAGAGAAAGAUAUUUGCCGGUGUCGUCGCCUUUAAAAUUUAAUAGUAUUAUAUAUAUUUUUUUUUUUUUUUUGAAAAUUUAGAGAAAAAAAAAAAACAGGAGAAAGGGGAAUGAUGAAAAUGCAAUAAUAAAUCUGAAAGAAAAAAUCGAAAAAAGUAGUCUUCUAUUUUGAAAAAAAGUAUUUUUCAUUUAGAAUUUGUUUCCUUUGUGAGGAAAAUGUUUUUUUUUAUUUAUUUCGAAAUUGCAUUUCGAUGCAGUGUUAAAAUUUUAUUUUUUUUUUAUUUAAUUAUCUACUACUUUUUUUUUUCUAUUCGAUUUUUUCUUAUUCAGAAAUAAGACUAGAACUGAAUGAAUUUUUGUUUUCGCAGAUAUUAUAAUGCUUCUUUGAUGAUUUUGGGCGGGCAUCCCAUGUGUACAGACGCGAUGCAAAAAAAAUUUUAUUCAGUUCUAAAAAUAUGAAAAAAAAAAAUCCACUCGCGGAUUUUAUCUUCGCAAGCCGUGAGUGGUUUGGGUUUCGGUGCAAAAUUUGAUAGCGAAAGAAUUUAGUCAGUAUUUACUUCCUUACGUUCGAGGUACAAUUCAGUUUGGACGUUUUUUUUUCACAUGUAAUUUAAUUUAUUAAUUCGCCAUCAAUUUUUCCGCAAAAGAAAAAUUUCUGUUUCCUUGAGCAUUGUGAACAAAAAAAAAACAUUAUUGGAAAAUUGUUUAUUUAAAAGUUUUUUUUAAAAAUUGUGUUAGAAAAAAAAACUUUUUCUUUCUUUGUAAUGAGAAAGCUCAUUUUGCAUUUAAACAUUUAGAUUUGACAAUAAGAGAAAAAACAUUUUUCAUUUAGAAAAUGAGGCAAAUUAUUUAUAGAAAAGAAAAAAAGAAAAUUAUGCAAAAAAUGAAAUAAACCGAAUUGAAUUUGUCAUGAACGUUUGGCGAUGAGCCAAAGUUUUUUUAGAAGUAUAGAAAUAAUGAAAAUGAAAAAAAACAAAUACUGCGGAAAUAAAAAUGUAAUGGCCGCUAAAUGCAAUUUUUGUUAAGCAGGAUGUCAGAUUUGACGCAUUUUCUUUUAGUAUAUGCGUAACCAUUUGUUACUAUUUUGUCGUUUUGUAAUUAAUAAAAAUACAAUAUCAAAAUAUAAA
Messenger RNA from Leptopilina boulardi, 4030 nucleotides. Its product is annotated as M-phase inducer phosphatase. Gene Ontology annotation, cellular component: nucleus; cytoplasm. The record is from RefSeq and is a predicted model, not a curated record. Gene Ontology annotation, biological process: positive regulation of G2/MI transition of meiotic cell cycle; positive regulation of G2/M transition of mitotic cell cycle; protein dephosphorylation. Gene Ontology annotation, molecular function: protein tyrosine phosphatase activity. NCBI's taxonomy places the organism in Eukaryota, Metazoa, Arthropoda, Insecta, Hymenoptera, Figitidae. The transcript is spliced from 5 exons. The coding region runs from base 495 to 2354 and encodes 619 amino acids.